AGGUCAUGAUGCUGAUCCGGAACCACCCCGUCCCCGUCAUUGCCAUGGUCAAUGGCUUGGCCACAGCUGCCGGCUGUCAGCUGGUGGCCAGCUGUGACAUUGCCGUGGCCAGCGACAAGGCCUCUUUUGCCACUCCUGGGGUGAACGUCGGGCUCUUCUGUUCACCCUGCGUUGCCCUGGGGAGAGCAGUGCCCAGAAAGGUGGCCUUGGAGAUGCUCCUCACCGGGGAGCCCAUCUCCGCGCAGGACGCGCUGCUGCACGGGCUGCUGAGCAAGGUGGUGCCGGAGCCGCGGCUGCAGGAGGAGACCAUGAGGAUCGCGGCGAAGAUCGCCUCCCUGAGCCGCCCCGUGGUGUCCCUGGGCAAGGCCACCUUCUACAAGCAGCUGCCCCAGGACCUGAAGACCGCCUACUGCCUCAGCUCCCAGGCCAUGGUGGACAACCUGGCCCUGCGGGACGGGCAGGAGGGGAUCUCGGCCUUCCUGCAGAAGAGGCCACCCGUCUGGUCACACUGAGCCCAGAGGGAACAGAGCCCCAAUGGGGGCGAGCCCACCUCCUGGUCCCAGCCCCUGCCGCCGCCUAUCCACAGAUGACAAAGACAGGCUGCUCUUAUUAAUACUGGUUUCACAUUAAUAUUGUCAUAUUUAUGACAAUAAAAGCCCUGAAUUCAUGGGGAGAGGAUGGGUGGAGAGAAACUUCGGCGCUGACUCAGUGGGAGGCUUGCGGGCCCCUGCCGCCGGCCACCCAUGGCAGAAGGCCCGGCACGAGGGACUCUCCUUCCCAGAGCCUUAGGUGGGCGGCCACCCUCACAUAGCAGGAGGUCCCACCGCCCAAUCGAGGCAAGAAAGGAGGGCGGCCACCUGACCCUAUUCAGAAAUGUCCUCUGAUUAGGAGGUAAUUCUGGUCGCUCCAGAGAGCUGAAACAUCUCAGAUCUCUCCACCCUGAAAAUCUGGAUCCUAAAGAGAAAAAAUCAUGCCUGUGCCUUGCAAAUAAUCUUAUGUGAUUAUUUAAUCUAUUUAAUUUAUAGAAACUGGUAAUUUUUUUCUUCCCAACCACACUGUAAAGCUAAGAGAAAAAAAAAAAAAAAUCAAUUAGCUCUGCCUUUGUUUGCCCACGCUGAUGGCCACGGAGUGAGGGCCCGGUACUUCUGUCGCGAGUUUCCCUGCCAUGCAGGCGUCUGGGAAAUGUGGAACCCCAGACCGAACGUGAGGAUAAAAGCACUGGGGGGAGGGGGAGGGAUGUGGCACACACACCCCACCCAUGGAGGGUCACCCCCUCCAGACACGUUUCCGAACUGUGCUCAGCUUCCAGACAGAAUGCGAUUCUUCUAAUUUGGGAAAACAGUUGGCUAAUUCGAUUUUUAAGCUUUCUAAACAUUUUUGAUUAAAGAUGAUUAUGUCUUGGCAAUCUA
Messenger RNA from Microcebus murinus (gray mouse lemur), 1409 nucleotides. The record is from RefSeq and is a predicted model, not a curated record. Lineage: Eukaryota; Metazoa; Chordata; Mammalia; Primates; Cheirogaleidae.